UCCACACUGGCAUAUUUAACAGCUUAUCGAAUUUUUCAGGGUCUAAAACCCGUCGGGACCGAGCAUACUGAUCUGCUGUUCCGCAGGCUAUCAUAUCUUUUUGAAUCGUCUGAUCCUCUGUGUCUCCUUGGUGGACUUAGGGAGACAUGAACCGAUGGUAAGAGGCCAGAUGUAUGUAUGUAUGAUGAGUGAACUUGCAAAGCAGAGGCAAUCUAGUGAGAUGGGAUGGCAGGAAGGAAGCCUAAGCUCUCCUCUACUCGUCUGCGAUGCCAGAUGCCACCCAUUUCGUGGAUUCAUAGUCUGUCCCAUGCCCUUCCGCGUUCCUCGGAGAUAAGCAUUCCAUCCCUUCCUUGCCGAUACUUUCGCGGGCAUUUGGGCGCUGCUGGUCUACUGUUCCCUUCCCGAAAGCCUUCAGGCACGCAUAAUCGCUGCUACUAUACCUUUGCUCCUGUGCUAAGCUCACGCAUGAUGGGAGGAUCCAGCGGCCCGUACAUGCCGCGGAGCGUCGGGCGUGCUGACAUUGAACUGAUCGGUGAAGAGCGCUCGGCACCAGUGUUUACAAGUGUUGCCGGCAGCUUCACCCGUCGAUUGGUAUCUAGAGCGGGUAAGCAAUCAUGUUAUAAUGGCGCUUUGAACCUACGGGGCUGGCGUGAGACCCAGAAAGAGAUAGUCAAUAUGCUAUCGACAUGCAGCUUGCGUUUCUGUUCCUGCAGCUGCAGAUGCAGAUGCAGAUGCGAGAGACCCACUCAAUGGACUUCGUCGAAGGCUCCAAGUCAGAAGAAGAACCACGGAUCAAUGGACGGGCAGGAGCCAAUGGAUUGCUCAAAGUAGGCCGGAAUAGAGGACUAUGGCAGGCAUACGACAUAUGACGUGCGCGGAAGUACGGGGCGCAGAUGCAGCCUUCCACUUGGGCUGACAUGUUCAGAUCCGCAUGUGAAAUAUAGACGGGGAUGCGAUUGCGGAUGAUAUGCAGGUACGCCGUUGUGGAUGUCGUGUCGGGCUACAUAUGCGGCCUCGUCUCCGAUCCGCCGAUGAAAUCGCUACAUG
This is a messenger RNA of Trematosphaeria pertusa, 1047 nucleotides long. RefSeq lists its product as uncharacterized. NCBI's taxonomy places the organism in Eukaryota, Fungi, Ascomycota, Dothideomycetes, Pleosporales, Trematosphaeriaceae. The record is from RefSeq and is a predicted model, not a curated record. Bases 226 to 831 code for a protein of 201 amino acids. The transcript has 2 exons.